This is a messenger RNA of Catharus ustulatus (Swainson's thrush), 2176 nucleotides long. It is a transcript of the gene STX11, whose product is annotated as syntaxin 11. Lineage: Eukaryota; Metazoa; Chordata; Aves; Passeriformes; Turdidae. Gene Ontology annotation, cellular component: presynaptic active zone membrane; synaptic vesicle; plasma membrane. The record is from RefSeq and is a predicted model, not a curated record. Gene Ontology annotation, molecular function: SNARE binding; SNAP receptor activity. Bases 374 to 1240 code for a protein of 288 amino acids. The transcript is spliced from 2 exons. Gene Ontology annotation, biological process: exocytosis; intracellular protein transport; synaptic vesicle fusion to presynaptic active zone membrane.
CAGAUACAGGUCCUCAAUGCAGAGUUAAAAGAUACUAAUGUUGAGCACCUUAAACAUAGAUUAGCUACAAUUAAUGUAGGCUUUUAGAACUAAGUAUUGGGAAGCUGGGAAAACUCAGGGUGAAGAUUGUAAGUGCAACUGCAACUUGAUCCCUCUGUUCCACUUACAACUAGACUCUACGGGAUCUGCUGGAUCACGGAGAUCGUGUGUGAUGUCCAUGUCACUGGAGAGGAGCUCUUCACAAGUGGCCUUGAUCCAUGUGUUCAUUCACUGAUGUCCAGCUUACUCCUUCGCGAUCUUACUCGGCAAAGUGCUCGAGGCUUGCAGCAGUGACUGAAAUCAGAAGGGCUGACUUCUGAACAUUCCAGGCAGGAUGAAAGACCGUUUAAGUGAGCUGCGUGAAUUUGCCAGGUUACACAACCAACAGUUUUCUGAUAGUGAUGAUGAUGAAAAUUCACCCCAGGAUAUUCUCCUGUAUGAGACGGACUAUGCCUUGGAAAUUCUUCAUAAGGACAUCCAGAGCAUCCGGACAGAAAAUGACCACCUAAAAGCAGAUGUCAACCGCCUCAGAAAGCAAAACACCCGCUUCCUUACUUCCAUGCGCCGUCUUAGUAGCAUCAAACGAGAUACUAAUUGUAUUGCCAGAGACAUUAAGAGCCGUGGAGAAAGCAUCCACAGGAAACUGCAGAUAAUGAGAGAUUUCUGUGAAGAUGCAAUAACAAAAUAUGGAGCCAUGUCUGUCAUUGCCAGGGUGGCAAAGAACCACUAUGUUGACCUCAUGCACACAUUUCAGGAUGCUAUGUUUGAUUACAAUGCAACGGAGAUGAACCAGCGGGAGAACUGCAAGAUUCGAAUUCAGCGGCAGCUGGAGAUCAUGGGCAAAGAUGUUUCUGGACACCAGAUUGAGGAGAUGAUUGAGCAAGGCAAAUGGGAUGUCUUCUCCGAGAAUCUCUUGUCGGAUGUUAAGGGAGCUCGCGCAGCCCUGAAUGAGAUAGAGACGCGACACAAGGAGCUGGUGAAAUUAGAAGGUCGCAUCAAGGAAGUUCACGAGCUCUUUCUGCAGGUGGCCCUGCUGGUGGAGGAACAGGCAGACACUUUUGAUGUUAUUGAGAUAAAUAUGCAAAAUGUUGAGGACUAUGUAGGAGAUGCUAAAGACCAAGUGAAAAAAGCUUUGGAAUACAGGAGAAAACAUCCCCUCAGAACAAUCCUCUGCUGCUGCUUAUCAUGUUGCAGAAGGUGAUGGUCCCACUGGAGCUAUCACAGACUGACUUGAAUGCCUUCAAAAUCAGGUGUUCUUUCCUGAGACUCUUCUGUAAUGUCAAGCCCUAGAAACAGGGGGGAUAUUUUGGAGUUAGUUUUGUCCAUUGCCUUUUUACUAAAUGUGCUGAAGGCUGUUUCUAUUCAUGUUUUUUAUUUCUAUUUCCUAGAAAUGUUGAUAAAACUAUUUUUAAUCUGAUUUUUAUUGAAAGGUGCUGUUACUGUAACUAGAGGUGCAAUAUCUCUACAGUGAUGCUUGUUUUAUAGAGGCAAGAAAGAAGAAUGAAUAACUUGUCCUAGGGAAGAUUAAUACUUGCAAAAAGUAACUUUAUUCUUAUUUGUCAAAGUGAGGCUGCAGGCGGUGAAAGGUUAUUGCCUGGGGUGACACAGUACACCACAGAAUCAGGAGGUUUCAGUUUUAACUAGUUUGGAGCCUGCUUGAUGCAAAUUUGACAAAAUACUGGGCCUGGAGCAGGAGCAGGACACAGAACUAGUUUUUCUUUUAAAUUGAUUUCCAGAUGUCUGGAAUCUUAACAGAAGUGGCUGCACCUUAAAUGAUAACAUGCGCAUUUUGCUCUAUUUGCAUGCAAGUGACUGCUUUUUUCCAUUUUGAGUACCCAACCCUCUCAAGGUGGCUAAAAGCACUGCAACACUGAGACAUCUCACUCACUUUUAACUUGAGCCACUAUCUGGACUUUCAGGUUCAAACUUGCCAUGCUUUCAUGUUCUGACGCAUUUUUCUGCCAGUUAACACUUCAGCCAGAGAAGAAACAUGGAGUGGCCUUCUGCAGAAACACACAUAAGAAGACAACAGCUGUGGGGUUGAGAAAGCAUUUUAGGGUCUCCUGUACUGGAUAGACAUAGAAGCAGGUUUAGUGGAAUGUCUGGCCGGUCAGCACACUUUUAUUUUUUAUAAGCA